Molecule: messenger RNA, 445 nt
Organism: Arabidopsis thaliana (thale cress)
Lineage: Eukaryota; Viridiplantae; Streptophyta; Magnoliopsida; Brassicales; Brassicaceae
Exons: 1
Coding region: 17-343 (108 amino acids)
Source: RefSeq, marked reviewed
AAUCACAAACAAAAUUAUGAAAAUGAUGGUAAAGCUCUAUCCAAUAACAACCGUGGUUACCUUGCUCUUUCUUGCAUUUGGUCUUGCCCUUGCUAGAUACCCGACUUUUCCAACCGAGCCAUUUCCUCCUCCACCAAACCAGAAUGAGAAUAUAUCAGUAAACCAAUUUCAAGUUAUCCCACAUCUACCAUGGCCUCCAAAACGCCCAGGACAUCCACCCCACCAAAAUGCCAAAGUCGCAGUGAACCAAUACCCGGGCAUAAUUCCAAUUCCUCAUUAUCCAGAACCUCCAAAACAUCCAGGACAUCCGCCUUAUCAGUAUCCGAAGAUAUCACCGAACUAAUACUCAUACAUAUGUUUUUCUCAUUUGCGUUGUAAAAAUUGCAGCCCAAAAAGUUAUAUGUUUUUAAAUAAAAAAUAAAUAUAAUACAUAACAUUGGAAACC